Molecule: messenger RNA, 2498 nt
Organism: Prinia subflava (tawny-flanked prinia)
Lineage: Eukaryota; Metazoa; Chordata; Aves; Passeriformes; Cisticolidae
Gene: REN
Product: renin
Exons: 10
Coding region: 56-1291 (411 amino acids)
Biological process (GO): angiotensin maturation
Molecular function (GO): aspartic-type endopeptidase activity
Source: RefSeq, a predicted model, not a curated record
GCGUCCUCCCCUCGGGCACGGGACGGAGCCGCGGGAGGUGACAGCGGGGGACACGAUGGCGGUGCCACCCUGCGGGAGGCUGCCGCGGUACCUGCUGCUCCUGGCCGUCACCUGGGGCGCCACUCCUGUCCCCUCGCCAGCCCAGGCGCUGCAGAGGAUCGCCCUGCGGAGGAUGCCCUCCAUCCGCCAGACGCUGCAGGAGAUGGGCGUGAAGGUGCGGGAGGUGUUCCCGGAGCUGCGCCGGGCCACACGCGCCGGAGGGGACGGUCCCCGCAACGGGACAGCGCCCACCCUGCUCACCAACUACCUGGACACCCAAUAUUUCGGCGAGAUCAGCAUCGGGACCCCUGCGCAGACCUUCAAGGUGGUCUUUGACACGGGCUCGGCCAACCUGUGGGUGCCGUCCUACAAGUGCUCCCCCCUCUACAGCGCCUGUGUGUCCCACAGCCGCUACGACUCCUCCAAGUCGCGCACCUACAUCGCCAACGGCACCGGCUUCGCCAUCCGCUACGGCAGCGGCAGCGUCAAGGGCGUCCUCAGCCAGGACAUCGUCACGGUGUCGGACAUCCCGAUCGUGCAGGUGUUCGCCGAGGCCACGGCGCUGCCCGCCUUCCCCUUCAUCUUCGCGCGCUUCGACGGCGUGCUGGGCAUGGGCUACCCCGGGCAGGCCAUCGACGGCAUCACGCCCGUGUUCGACCGCAUCGUGGCCCAGCAGGUCCUGCGGGAGGACGCGUUCUCCGUCUACUACAGCCGCGCUUCCAAGAACUCUCCCCUAAAACCCGGUGGGGAAAUCAUCCUGGGAGGCAGCGACCCAGCCUAUUACACCGGCGACUUCCACUACCUGAACGUCAGCAGGAGCGGCUCCUGGCAGAUCAGCAUGAAGGGGGUGUCCGUGGGGGCCGAGGUGCUGUUCUGCAGGGAGGGCUGCUUGGUGGCCGUGGACACCGGCGCCUCCUACAUCACCGGCCCCGCCGGGCCCGUGUCCGUGCUCAUGAAAGCCAUCGGGGCCAUCGAGGUGGCCGAGGGCGAGUACGUGGUGGACUGCGAGCAGGUGCCUCAGCUGCCCAACAUCUCCUUCCACCUCGGGGGGAAGGUUUACGGCCUCGGCGGGCCCGCCUACGUCCUGAGGCAAUCCCAGUUCGGCGAGGACGUGUGCGUGGUGGCUUUCUCCGGGCUGGACAUCCCCCCUCCGGCCGGGCCCCUCUGGAUCCUGGGCGCCACCUUCAUCGGUCACUACUACACCAAAUUCGACCGGCGCCACAACCGCAUCGGCUUCGCCACCGCCCGCUGAGGGGGAGCCGGGCCGGGGGCCGGGCCGGGGGUCCGGGGUGGGUGUGGAGACCCAGCCCGGAGGCUGCAGGAGCCCCGGGGAGCAGCGGGAGAGCAGCAGCUCCGUUCCAGCUCCGCCGCCUCCUCCCGAGCUCGGCUGCUCCCGCUCCCGAACCCCCGCGCCGCUUCCCAGGAGCUUCUCCAGCGGCCAGAGCUGAGCCUGGAGCUGGGCUGGGGGUCCCGGCGGGAUCCCGAGGCCGGAGCGGCCCCUCCGGGCGCUUUCGGGGUGAUGUGCAAUGCCAGGGAUGGGCGGUGACCUUUUGUGCUGCCCCUCAAUUAGCACUGGGGAAUAAUCAGCGUUUGAUGAUAGUUUUAGCCCGUGUUAGCCCUGCCCUUCUUGGUGACUUUGAUAUUAAACAUUUAAAGCAACGGGAGGCUGAGUUGGUCUUGCACAGGGGGGGAUCAGACACCCUAAUUCAGGGAGAGGGACACAAAUGUCCCUCUGUGCCAGGAGCCACUGCCUCGUUUGUGUCCUGCCACCCACAGGGGUGCAACGCCCUCCCAGCUCCUGCCACCUGACAAUUCCCAGCACUGAUGAAUCCCAGUGCUGACAAUCCCUGUGCUGACAAUUCUAGAGCUGAGGAAUUCCCAGAGCUGCCAAAUUCCCUCUCAGCUGCAGGGAAAUUUGGGAAGGGGAAGUUCCCACCAGCACCGAGCCAGUGGCUGCUGUGUGACCCUUCCAGGACCUUCCCAAAGCUCCCAGCCCUCCCUGGAUCCUCAUCCCUUCCUGGAUCCUCAUCCCUGCCCUGCUCCAGCCCUCCCAGCCUGGAUCUUCAUCCCUGCCCGGAUCCUCAUCCCAGCCCGGAUCCUCAUCCCUGCCCUGCUCCAGUCCUCCCUCCAUCCCACCCAGCCUGGAUCUUCAUCCCAGCCCUGCUCCCAGCCCAGAUCCUCAUCCUUGCCCUGCUCCAGCCCUCCCUGGAUCCUCAUCCCUGCCCGGAUCCUCAUCCCAUCCCUGCUCCAGCUCUCCCUCAAUCCCUCCCUGCCCGGAUCCUCAUCCCAGCCCUGCCCCACGGCAGCCCCAAGCAGAGAGGAUGUGGCAGGGGCGGAUGUUUGUCCCUCCUGGGAGUUUCUCCGCAGCCCUGGAGCGUUUAAAUCUCUUCGCGCUGGGAUGCAGAGCCCCGGCGCCUCCGGGGAUGCGAAAAUUCAGCCUCUCGUGGGGAUUUUUUGGU